Ornithodoros turicata is the source of this 1976-nucleotide messenger RNA. It is a transcript of the gene ari-1, whose product is annotated as E3 ubiquitin-protein ligase arih1l-like. Lineage: Eukaryota; Metazoa; Arthropoda; Arachnida; Ixodida; Argasidae. Gene Ontology annotation, biological process: ubiquitin-dependent protein catabolic process; protein polyubiquitination; positive regulation of proteasomal ubiquitin-dependent protein catabolic process. Bases 233 to 1756 code for a protein of 507 amino acids. The transcript has 13 exons. The record is from RefSeq and is a predicted model, not a curated record. Gene Ontology annotation, molecular function: ubiquitin protein ligase activity; ubiquitin conjugating enzyme binding; zinc ion binding. Gene Ontology annotation, cellular component: ubiquitin ligase complex; nucleus; cytoplasm.
UUAGUGACAGCUUCUGCCGCGGGCGGUUUCUGCGCCUGGAAGACCUCAAAAGGGCCAGCUCGACGGACAUCGCAUGGUUGCCGCCGUGGGGCUCAACUGCAUGUAAAUUCCUUGUUGGCCAUUGGGCUUUGUUGUUCAGAUUCCUGCUGGUCGGGUGUUAUGGUUGACUCAUGCUGCGCAAAGACGCUCAAGUCGUUUCAAACUCUGAUCCGGUAAUGCAAAGUGGCCUAAAAUGGAUUCGGAGGACGACAACAUUUACAAUACCGAUUCUGGGAACGAAUCUAGUGGCGAAGAAGAUGACGGGCUAUCCAUUGGUUUGGAACCAGAACCGACAACGACCAAAGAAAAAAUGGAAAUUGAAGACUUUCCCUUCGAUGUCCUAACCACAGAAGAAAUCGUGCAACACAUGAUAGACUGUAUCAGAGAUGUGAACAAUGUCGUUGAGAUCCCUCCCACUACAACAAGGAUAUUGUUGAACCACUUCAAAUGGGAUAAAGAGAAGCUAUAUGAAAGGUACUAUGACAGUGAUCAGGAAAGGCUCUUCAAAGAGGCUCACGUUGUCAAUCCAUAUAAAAAACCGUCAACUAAGUCUCAGAGGAAGUCAAUCUCUGGCCGGCCCAUGGCAUUGGGAAUGGAAGACUGUGAGAUCUGUCUCCGAGACUUGCCUAACACGAUGAUGACAGGUCUGGCAUGUGAACACCGGUUUUGCACAGAGUGCUGGAACCACUACCUUACAACCAAGAUCAUGGAGGAGGGAAUGGGGCAGACAAUAUCGUGUGCGGCACAUGGAUGUGACAUUCUGGUGGACGAUCAGACUGUGAUGAAACUUCUUACGGAUCCUAAGGUUAAGUUAAAGUAUCAGCACCUAAUAACCAACAGCUUUGUAGAGUGCAACAGAUUGUUAAGGUGGUGUCCUCAACCAGAAUGCAACAAUGCCAUUAAGGUUCAGUACGUGGACACCCAACCCGUUACCUGCACUUGUGGACACACCUUCUGCUUCUCCUGUGGAGAGAACUGGCAUGACCCUGUACGAUGUCACUUACUCAGGCGGUGGCAGAAGAAGUGUGAUGAUGACAGCGAGACUUCCAACUGGAUAGCUGCUAACACUAAGGAAUGUCCAAAGUGCAAUGUGACAAUAGAGAAGGAUGGAGGUUGCAAUCACAUGGUGUGCAAAAACCAGAACUGCAAGGCUGACUUCUGUUGGGUGUGUCUGGGACCUUGGGAGCCCCAUGGUUCCUCCUGGUACAACUGCAACCGUUACGAUGAGGAAGAGGCCAAGGCAGCGAGGGAUGCCCAGGAACGGUCAAGGGCGGCCCUGCAACGCUACCUCUUCUACUGCAACCGUUAUCUUAAUCACAUGCAAAGUCUCAAAUUUGAGCACAAGUUGUACGCAGCAGUGAAGGAAAAAAUGGAGGAGAUGCAGCAGCACAACAUGUCAUGGAUAGAGGUCCAGUUUCUCAAGAAGGCAGUGGAUGUCCUGUGUCAGUGUCGGCAGACACUCAUGUACACUUACGUCUUUGCAUACUACCUCAAGAAGAACAACCAGUCCGUCAUCUUUGAGGACAACCAGAGAGAUCUGGAGAGUGCAACAGAAAAGCUCUCGGAGUACCUGGAAAGAGACAUCACUCAGGAGAACCUUCUGGAUAUCAAGCAGAAGGUACAAGACAAAUACAGGUACUGCGAGAGUCGGCGUCGUGUGCUCUUGGAACAUGUUCACGAGGGCUAUGAGAAAGACUGGUGGGAAUACACUGAAUGAUUUUGGGCCUGUCUUCUUUGUUUAGUUGUGUACAUGUACUAAUUUGCCCUUUGGGCUGAAAUUUCGGGACUGUUUGAGAAGUCUGCCCCUCAACACUUCCCAACCUGUGUUGUGCCUGGGAAAAUCCCUUCUAGGUGGGGGUUCCUCCUGGCUGGCAAUGCCCGGCGGCUGUAAAGUCAUUCUAAUAAAGUGCUAUCUAGAUGCCAUUUUAACAAAAGGA